UGAGAUACACACCUAUCCAGAUUGUACUAUAAAAAGACUACCACCCAGCCAUGCUUUCCAACAAACUUGAUGGACCGCGUCGAGGACGGUCUUUUGACUCCAUCAAUACGUUUUACGAAGAGGAGAAACUCAACGAUGAGAUGAACAAAUCUACUUUGAACAAAACAGAUGGGAACAAAGAUAAAAUAAUAUCCUCCAAGAGAGAACAUGCUGCAAUUGUCUUCUCUCUAAAGAAUGAAGUUGGAGGUCUUGUGAAGGCUUUGAAACCAUUUCAGGACAACCAGGUAAACCUUUUACAUAUUGAGUCACGCAAGUCCCGUCGGCGGAACUCAGAGUUGGAAGUACUGGUUGAUUGUGACAGUGAUCGAGAAACUCUGAAAGAAAUCGUUCAGCUGCUGUGCAAACAAACAAGCAUUAUAGCCAUGGACUCACCUGAUACGUUCUGCACUCCUGCAAACGAUCUUGCAGAGGUGCCUUGGUUCCCCAAGAAAGUCUCAGAUCUGGAUAAGAGUGCCAGUCGUGUUCUAAUGUAUGGUUCAGAUUUGGAUGCUGAUCAUCCAGGAUUCAAGGACCAUGUUUACCGAAAGAGAAGGAAAUAUUUUGCUGAUGUUGCCAUGAGUUACAAACAUGGAGAUCCAAUUCCACAUGUGGAGUUUACAGAUGAAGAGGUGAAGACAUGGGGAGUAGUGUUUCGGGAGUUGAAUAAACUAUACCCCACACAUGCUUGUAGAGAGUACCUGUGCAACUUGCCCCUGCUCACCCAAUACUGCUGCUACAGAGAGGAUAACAUACCACAACUAGAAGAUGUGUCCAACUUCCUGAGAGAGCGAAGUGGCUUUACCAUUCGCCCUGUUGCUGGGUACCUGUCACCAAGAGAUUUUCUGGCUGGACUGGCCUUCAGAGUGUUUCACUGUACACAAUAUGUGCGUCACAGCUCGGAUCCUCUGUACACUCCUGAGCCGGACACCUGCCACGAGUUGCUGGGUCAUGUUCCUCUGUUGGCUGAACCCAGUUUUGCACAGUUCUCUCAGGAAUUAGGAUUGGCUUCUCUUGGGGCAUCAGAUGAUGCUGUACAGAAAUUGGCAACAUGCUAUUUCUUCACAGUGGAGUUUGGUCUGUGCAAACAAGAGGGUAAACUCAGAGCAUAUGGUGCUGGGCUUCUCUCAUCCAUCAGCGAACUUAAGCACUCUCUCUCAGGCACUGCUAAAAUCAUGCCCUUUGAGCCCAAAGUCACCUGUAACCAGGAGUGUCUCAUCACCACCUUUCAAGAGGUGUACUUUGUUUCUGAGAGCUUUGAGGAAGCCAAAUUCAGAAUGCGUGAGUUUGCAAAGACAAUCCAGCGUCCAUUUUCACUGCGAUAUAACCCAUACACACAGAGUGUAUGUGUGCUGAAGGACAUGCCCAGCAUCAAUAACGUAGUUGAGGAGCUCAGACACGAGCUGGACCUUGUAGGAGAUGCUCUCUGUCGACUCAGUACACAUAUGGCAUCUUGGUCUUCCAGUUGAGCUACAGGAGGAGAAACCUCAUACUGUUUUCUAUAGUCUAGCUGAUUCAGUGAGGGCUCUUAAAACACACCAAGCAAACACCAUCAUAGCUAUUUAUAACAGACCUCACACUAUAUUCAUACAGUCUGUAUUCUCUAUGCUUCACUCCACUCAGUUUAUUAGUAGUUUAUAAUUUUCUAAGGAAAGGUUAUGUUUGAAAAGCACUUGCAUCACAUUUACCAACAUUAUAGCUUAAGGCAUUCUCACAUCUAUGCUACCUUUUAAAAUCCUUCAAAAUUAUCAAAACUCUAAACUACACCUUAUAUUACUCUUUAAUGCAUUCAUUGUGUAUUCUUAGUCUGUUUGAUGUCUUCGUUGUUUUACACAGCACCAAAAGUAAAACUUAGCAUGCACCAACUUCAUUAUACAUGUUCUUGAAUGCUGAAUAAUGUAUUUAUUUGUGCUUGUGAUAUAAAUAUGUUUAUUUUCCACAAUGUUUCACCUAUUGGCUUCAUUCUGUGUAUGGACCUGGAAUUGUGGUGUGAACAUCGUGUAUGUGUGUGUGCAUCUGUUUUGUGUUUGGAAGACAGUAUUAAUGCUUGCUGCUUGUCCUGGGACAUUUUUUUUAAACAAGUUUGGCAUAGUAAUUUUGAAACUGGAAUUUCAUGCACAGAUAAGGAAGGAGAGGAUCAAAACAUAAUAAAUAAAUACAGAAAAAUGAAUUGCACAGUAUUUCUGAAAUAAAAUAUCUUAUUAAACCCACUCUGAUGAUGUUUGUUGGCCUUUAAUCAUCAUGUCCAACAAACAAUCAUCAUCAUUAUAAUAUUACAUUCCAAAGAAGUGAUGACCCCUCAAAACUCAUGCUUCCUGCAGUGAGAUACUUUGGCCAGCAGAGAGCAGCAAUGCUGUUCUCUUAAAGUUCUUUCACAAUUGAUUACAGUAAAACUCAAACUUCAAGAGAUAAUUUCCCCCAAUUAAAAAUGCUGUAAUCAUGUACUUAUCCUACUGUUGUUACAAAAUCAGACUUUCUUUCUUCUUAUAUAAACACAAUCAAUAUUUAACUAUUUAAUAUCUGUAACUAAUCCCAAGUCAUGUUUGUAAUA
Messenger RNA from Xyrauchen texanus (razorback sucker), 2587 nucleotides. RefSeq names its product tryptophan 5-hydroxylase 1-like. Gene Ontology annotation, cellular component: neuron projection. The coding region runs from base 51 to 1505 and encodes 484 amino acids. Gene Ontology annotation, molecular function: tryptophan 5-monooxygenase activity; iron ion binding. NCBI's taxonomy places the organism in Eukaryota, Metazoa, Chordata, Actinopteri, Cypriniformes, Catostomidae. The record is from RefSeq and is a predicted model, not a curated record. Gene Ontology annotation, biological process: aromatic amino acid metabolic process; serotonin biosynthetic process. The transcript is spliced from 12 exons.